Juglans microcarpa x Juglans regia is the source of this 807-nucleotide messenger RNA. Its product is annotated as protein FAR1-RELATED SEQUENCE 4-like. The record is from RefSeq and is a predicted model, not a curated record. Gene Ontology annotation, biological process: regulation of DNA-templated transcription. NCBI's taxonomy places the organism in Eukaryota, Viridiplantae, Streptophyta, Magnoliopsida, Fagales, Juglandaceae. The coding region runs from base 1 to 807 and encodes 268 amino acids. The transcript has 4 exons.
AUGGAGAGUGGGGGAAAUGGUGGGGAAGACGAAGAGGAAAGGAUGGGGAAGACGAAGGGAAAAGAGGAUUCGGGGGAAGACAAAGGGAUUCGGUGGACUGAAUGCACCAUUUUGACCAAUGAGGUUCAAAUUGUAUACGAUUCAGAGUUUCAUGAUAAAGCGGAGGAUGCUCCUAUAAAGUAUAAAAUUAUAGACGACAAAAAUGUUGAGGAGCCAAAGACAGGCAUGAUUUUUGGGUCUAGUGAUGACAUUUUUUUACACUAUAAGCAGUAUGCCAAUCAAAGGGGAUUUGGUGUUGUUCAAAAAGGUUGUAAGAAAGAAGCAGAUGAGACUGUCAAAUACGUCACAUUUGCUUGCGUUCGUCAAGAUUGCAAGGCGAAGAUCAAUGCCCAGUCAAGCGUUGAUGGGAAGUGGUUUCUGACCACUGUUGUGCUUGAGCAUAAUCACGAUUUCAGUCCAGGAAAAGUAAGGUUUUUUAAAUGCAACAAGCAGAUGGACCCAGUCAUGAAAAGAAGGCUUGAGUGGAAUGAUAGAGCUGGAAUCACAAUGAGUAAGAAUUUUAAUUCAUUGGUUGUUGAGGCCGGGGAUAUGGAUAGUGAUUACAGGCUAAAGAACGUGUUUUGGGCUAAUGUAAGAAGAAGGGCAUCAUACAAGUAUUUUGGCGAUGUCAUUACGUUUGAUACCACAUACAAGACUAAUAGAUACGGGAUGCCGUUUGCUCCCUUCGUGGGGGUUAAUCAUCAUGGUCAAUCUAUACUUUUGGGGGCGGGGUUGAUAUCCAGUAAGAAUACAGAGACUUUUGUCUAG